AUUUCUGAAGUGGUACAGGAGGCUGACAUCAAUGGAGAUGGUACUGUUGACUUUGAAGGACUGACUACAUAUUAUAGUUGAUCCCAAGCAGGAUUCCUUUCGUGAGGAGGAAGUUGAGGUGUAGAAUUGCCAAGGACUUACAAAAGAUACACAGUAAACUGCUGGGAAGCAGGACCACAGAGAUUAGUCUCUCCUGGGACACCAUGUCAGAGACCCUGAAAGUCAAAAGAACCCAGACUCAGGGAUCAUAUCAGAGAGUAUCACCCACCAGACUGGAGGAACAUGGUCCAGCCCGUGGGUAUCCUACUGGUUUCCAUCUGCCUGUUUUACAGACUGUUCAGUCUUCCAGACAAAGAUUAUUAUCCACCAACUGUGGAUUAUAUCAUUAAAAUGCCAGAGAUAGAAGAUGGUGACUGUGUCUUUCCAUUCUGGUAUAGAAACGAAAUAUUCUAUGACUGUGUCUAUUUCAAUGCAAAACACAAGUGGUGUUCUUUGAACAAGACCUUUCAAGGUUACUGGAGGUACUGUUCGACCUCAGACUAUGCUAAAUGUGCCUUUCCCUUCUGGUUCAGACACAUGAUCUACUGGGAAUGCACAGAGGAUGGGGAAAUGUUUGGAAAAAAGUGGUGUUCACUCACCCCAAAUUUCAACAAAGACCAGAUUUGGAAAUAUUGUACAUAAUGGAUGCAAGUUGAAGAUACUCUGACUGUAGAUCACUUGAGGUUUAGAUGAUGGAUUAUGGCAUUUUAUCGAGAGUUAUUGUUUAGCUUCUGCAUUUUAUUUGCUAUGUGUGUAAAAUGAAGCCCUUAAAAAUACCAUGUCAAGUGAAAGCAUCUUGGCAAUGUAGUUUCUUUAGUGGUCACAGUCACACUACUCAGAUGGGGGUGUUGAUAACAGAGGAGGUGAUACAUGUGUGAGAACAAAGGGAAUAUGAGGAAUAUCUAUCACUUCUGCUUGAUUUUGCUUUGAGGAUGAAAAUGGUCUAAUUAAGUCAAUUAGAAGUUCAUUGUUGAAGAAAGACUAAAUUGUGAGAACAGCUGCUCCAUGUCCACCUGCCCUGCUCCGUGUCCUCUUUGCUUUAUACCUGAACCAACUCAUCUCAUAAUCCACUCUUCCCCCUCCUAGCACCAUUUGUAUCUGAAAGUGAAGAAUACUCAGCAAAUGCCUCACUUUUUUUUUAACCCAAAAGAGGGACAGCAAACCCUACAACCUACCCUAACAGAUGAGAACAAUUUUGCUAUAGAAACACCACAGCAACGUGAAGCAGCUUUGGAAUACUCUAUUGAGAAGCAAAAGCUUCAUAAGCUGUCUAAAAGGGGAAGUCAACCGAACAGAAUUUAAUGGAUUUCAAAUAGAAGAUACCAAGGAAUUAUCAACAUUAGACUAGUAGGAGCUGUGAGCCUAUGCAUACCUUAAUCACCUAUAGCUUGGUGCUAUAGCUACCAAGGUGAUGGGAAUAUCUUCAGAGAGCUUGUCAGCAGGUUCACAUGAUCUCAACAGACAUCAGCACCCAUUUAGUUCCUGAAAGGAGAAAAGCUAAGAAUCUGAGCUUUAGAGAACUGUGUCUGUGUCCUUUCUUAUCCAGCCAGCAAAAUCAACAGUUUUUGGACAUUGGAAAGAUGUCUGGGUUAGAGCUGGAUGUAGUGAUACAUUGUGUACCCUAAUAAACUUGCCUGAG
Molecule: messenger RNA, 1678 nt
Organism: Onychomys torridus (southern grasshopper mouse)
Lineage: Eukaryota; Metazoa; Chordata; Mammalia; Rodentia; Cricetidae
Gene: Bsph1
Product: binder of sperm protein homolog 1
Exons: 9
Coding region: 283-681 (132 amino acids)
Cellular component (GO): cell surface
Molecular function (GO): heparin binding
Source: RefSeq, a predicted model, not a curated record